AUGGACUCCAAAGCUGCGGGGACAUCCGGGCGGCUGUUGCAGGGUGCAGCCAGGCAGGGGGGAGCCCGGCCACCUCUCCGGGCCUGGGCCCGAGGCCCCAGCAGACCAGCGCCGCGGCAGGGGGAGCAGGCCUCGCCCCUCAGGGCCUCGCUGACCCCCUCACAGACUCGGUGCAGGAACAGGAGGCCCUGGGGCCGAGAGCGACCAGAGGGGGACCGGGUGGCCCGCUCCCUGCCAGGCAGGCCUGGCUGGGGCUGCGGGCAGUUCUCUCCUGCACUCUUCAGAGGUCUCUGUGUGUCUCAGGCGGAGAGACAGAGCCUCCCAGGAGACUCAGGGGCUCUGGGGGUGCCCCCCGCAGGGCAAGGCAGGCUGCGGGAGCUCCGAGGGCACAGCGGGCCCCACAAGUCUGCUCAGGCCUCCCGAGGUUCAGGAGCUGAGAGUGCAGUGUUCAAGCCCUGGGCUCAGCCUUCCAGCAACCAGGGAGCGCCCCCUCUUCUCCCGGAGCCCUGGCAGGGCUCCCUGGCCCGGCUGACCCGAGCCCCAGGCCCAAGGGCUCAGGGCCCAGCGGCCCCCCGGCAGCCCUGCUGUGCAGAGGGGCCGCCCCAGGAGUGGCCGCGGCCUGCGUCCCCUCAGAUCCUGGAAGCCACUGGGCAGAAGGCGAGGGGGAGUGGGAGGGAGUCUCCUCUGCCUGGGUGGCCGCCCAGAGGCCCCGAGCAACGAGCCCGCCUUGGAGCCGAGCGCCAGGGGGAGCCGUGGAACGUGGGGGCGAGGCCGCAGGCAGGUGUGGGCGCCCGGGUCACCGGGGCCUGCGGAGGCCGAGGCGCAGCGGCCCUAAGGAGCUGA
This is a messenger RNA of Nyctereutes procyonoides (raccoon dog), 843 nucleotides long. RefSeq names its product proline-rich protein HaeIII subfamily 1-like. Bases 1 to 843 code for a protein of 280 amino acids. NCBI's taxonomy places the organism in Eukaryota, Metazoa, Chordata, Mammalia, Carnivora, Canidae. The record is from RefSeq and is a predicted model, not a curated record. The transcript has 2 exons.